CUGGAACAGGUGCUUUUUAAACAACAAAUGAGUGAGGGAGAGGUGUUGCCAGCUCUAUUUAAAAUGUUCGAUUAACAAAAAAAAUUGGUAUAUGUAUAAUCAAGACUGUUUGAGAUAAUAUCUUUUUGUAAACAAACCGUAGGCACAUUUUUUUUUUUUACAUUCUACAUACUGUUCAAUUUGCAGGAAAAUUUAACCUGCGGUUUUCGCGCAAUGCACUGACUUUGAGAAUAGCCAUUUUGAGUUUAUUUCAAUUUGACAGUAUAUUUUCUUGGCCAGCUUGCAUAAUCACAACAAAUACUAUUUAUAUGGCUUACGUUUUAUUUAUUUAUUAGUUGGAAGACACGAGUUUUAAAAAGGUUUGCCUGUGAACUUUUUUUCCACUGUUAGCUUAUUUUUAGGUCUUGAAUUUACCAAAUUCAAAUGACCAGUUGAUUAAUUACAGAAAGCAAAGGGGGAACAAAAAGUGCAAAUCUAGGUUUGAAUUACAAAGAUGCUCCCAUCGACGAGGAGAGUUAAAUUAAACCGAAACGUGCUUAAAAUCGAAGGCAGUAAUGUGCCUAAACGGAGACGGUCUUUUCAUUCGUUGCACAAGGCUACUGGCGAGGCAAACGGUGGUCCUAACACGAUGUCAAAAGAUUUGGAUUGCUCUCUACAAACCGAUGACAACAGUGAAGUGACAAUAAAUGAUUAUUCUGUUUUGAGUGACACUGAGUCAUACGUAUUGAAGUCAGAAAAUAAUGUACCCCUCCACUUGGUGAAAGAAAACGGACACCUUGAUAGCCAGGUUGCUGUUGUGGAAAAACCAGCUACUGUUGCUCCAGACAGUGAGGAACAGACUUCAACUCCAUUGCGUGAAGGUAUGGCCCUAUCAAAAAGAAAUUAUUUUAAAUGUAAGGGGAAAAUAAGUACUGGGAAUAACUUUGAGGUGAAACUAGAGGAGCCGUGCACUAGAAGUAAAUAUGUCCAGGCUAAACUCGAAGGACCUCUCACAAGAAGUAAAUCGGCAACUAGGCCAAAUGGGGUGACUGCGGGCCACAAAGACUUCUGUUGCAGGCUUCAGUUAGCUCUGUGUUUUUGCAGUGGAGUUUCCAACAACAAACGGACAGAAAACAACGAGCACCUUGAACAGGUCACCUCCAUGGGUCUGAACUCUAGGCACGUUUCUUACUACAUAAAGAGCGGCCUAUCUGUGAAGGCAAAAGAGAAUCGCGAUUUUGCUCCCAGCAAACAGCCAGCUGUGGUGGCAAAGAAGAUCGGUAGGGAGUCGGUGCAGAGAAUAACGCGAUCAACUGAGAGCAGAAAGAAAAUAUAUUGGUCAAAUCUAGGGGUAAAAGAUUCGCAUCAAGCUCGAUCAGGAAAAAUAAGAGAGGUUUCGGCAAAUAAACGUGUCAGUGCUACUUUGAAACCGCUUCAAGGGCAAGGGAGGAAAGGAAAGUUGAAAGUUGAGAAUGUUGAAGCUGCCGCGUCAGUCAAAUGUGCAGGGAGAGAACCAAGAUCUACCAACGCCGGGCAAGAUGCUGGCCAGGACGUAAAAAGGAUAUUCUCGCUACCUAAUGGGAUUUCAAAUAUUUAUAGGAGUCCUAUUGUUACACGCAGUCACACCAAACCCCCUGGUGCAAAGCAGUCAGUUGGGAGAGUGGUCAAAGCCUCAUGCUGUGCUCUGUGUGGUGACAUUAAAUACACAGCCCCUAAGCAAAAGAAACUGUCCGGGGCUGAGCCAGUGGGAGUGUCAGGCAGAAGCAGAGCCGGCGUCGUCAGCAGAGUAGCUGGGUCGGAGAAACCUAAGGUCAGGGUUAAAGCCAGGAAGACCAACACCUCCAUGGUAAAGGCCCCCAAGAAGUUGGUGAUCUGGAUAGGGAGGUACCCCAAGGUCAAGCUCUGCGACAUAGCCCAAGUAUGUGACGUCUUGGUUGGGGACUUUUCCUGCCUGCUGCCAACCAAGCUUCUAACGAACAAAGUGGUGCGUUGUUUCAAACAGGACUAUCAGAGAAACGUUACUCUGUUAGGGCCUAGUUGCAGUGGAGGGGGCCAUGGAAGUGAGAUGGCCAGAGAGCCCCCUGUUAGGAAAAUAUCCCAUCACUCCUCUCAGUGUGGGCAAAGUUUUGGUCAGCUUCAGAACCUGAGCAAUCAACAGUGCAUGCACACAGGGGAGCACGGAUUCGCUGAGGUCUCAACCAAUCAUUCCGCUUCUCUUGUUGCCUCAGAGGGCGGGACCUCCAAAGCCUUCAACAAUAGUUUUGCUUCUCUCUCAAUAGGUAAGCAGCAGGUGAACAGGGGGGUGAACGAGGCUGAAACACGUGACAGCAACUCAUUGGAAGACUCAGGAUCAGGAAGUGAUGUUGUAGAAGCAGAAAGGAUUGCUGAUGUCACAGGGAAGCCGGUUGCUAAGAGGAUGAGAUUAGUUGUCAAAGGAGAUAUGACGGAACAAAAACAAUCAAAUAUUAACAAACCACCGCUGCAUUCUGGGCUUGCUACGUCUUCCCUCAGAGGCAAUGGGGAGGGUUCUGAGCCCCUGUGUGACGUAAAUCUUAUCCAUACCAACGCUGUUGAUGCUCCUGUGAGAUUACAAAUCUCAGGGGUACAAGAUGGCAGCCAGAGGCAAGGACCUGGCAGGUGUGACGGAUCUCUGCAGUCCCCUGCAGUCGAGACGCUGUCCACAUGGCCCGAGAAUGGGACGGGUGAGGACCCAAGCCUGUUCUCCUGUCGUAGAGUAGUUCCCUACAUGAAGAGGACGCCGCUGUCCUGCGCUCGCACUUACCUCACCUGGCCGUUCCCCAAACCUGACUCUACGCUUUUAUGUCCCGCUACAUCGCCUGUCCACAAUGCCAACGGAACCCCGACGUCCUCAGCAGAAUCUGGGAGUAAUGGCAACGCCGCAGAGGAGGAGGGACUCGAUGGCAACAAUCCACCCAAACCGUCUAUGUCCACCCUCCCCAUCCCAGCUAAAAGCCAGACUGAUACAGAUGUGGAUUAUUUUGUUUCAUCUAGUCUCUCUCGAGCUGAAAAACAUAUUGUUUCUAGACUUUCUUCUUCCGUCUCCACCGUCUCUUCACCCAAAGACUGUAGUGAUGCCCCCCUCACUAGCUCACUUGACCCAGCCUCCACCCCCUCGUCUGUAGCUCUCAUUGGUGACACACCCAACCCCUCUCCUCAUCUCUUGCCUACAUCCCAAGACCUGUGUACCCCUAAAAGGACAGACACAGGUGAGGCAGAGGCUAUGUUGAAUAAGACCCGUCCUUCAGCUGUAGGCAGUGAGACAGACGCCGCUUCCAUUCACUCUGCAGAGACAUUCCUCCUUCUACCCGGCUUAUCAAGUCUUUCAGCUGAAUCCUCCGUUCUUCCAUCCAGCUCCUCUUUUCUUCUGCCCCAAGAAGAGAGUGAGAGAUUUGAGGAUCAGAGAAAAGAGGGAGAUGAUCGGAAAGAAGAGACUGCUCGGAGUAUCGAUGAGAGGGAGGAUGAACCGGAGGUCUUGCCAGGCAGUCUGGCUUCUAGCCCUGAAAACCAGGAGCAGCGGCGUCAAGAUCAGAGCAGGAGUAGCAGCUUGCCACUCAGCAGGUCCCACGAGGGAGAGGCUGAAGCGAUCACUAACUUCGCCCCUGAGAUCCUCCGAGGUCCAACGCCAAGGCUGUGCUUAACACGCGUGUGGCUGCAGAGAUGCUCAGAAGAUGGCAACACCGUAAAUGGAAAAGAAAAUGGAGAAGAUCAGAAAGAGGCGCUACCGUGUGCAGAAGUGGUAACACAAGCCCAGGCCUCUGCCACGGAUGAGGACGAUGGUAGAGAUGAUGACGAAAGUACGUGUGAUGAAGAGGAGCAGUCACAGUCUUCUGGAGUGGAGAAUCAAGAGUCUGUUGUUAAAACCCAAAGUAAGUGGUUCUACAACCCGAGUAAGGCAACCUUUUGUACUAAGGUCAGUGCUGAGAACCAGGAAGCUGGCACGGUUUCCUCAUCCAGAUCAUCCAGUCAAAACCAGGAAAUGGCGGUCAGUGCUGGGUCACAGUUCGUGACAGCUAGAGACACCAAAGCUGACCUCUUGGAUGAGUUCACUGCCUACGAGCAGGACAUCUUGGUUGUGGAUGUUCUCCUGGAUGACCCAGAGCUGUUUGGCAGAAUGCAGCCGGACAGUGUUCCGGUUCUGGCUUCAACUCGAGGAAGGGCCCCUAGAGCCAGGACCACGAUCGGGGCAGAGGGAGACAGCGGUGCUGGACCGUUAUGGGCCACUGAUAAAAGUUCUACCACAUGUACAGAGGGUCUUGCUGGUUUUAAGAGUGACCAGAAAACAAUGAUCCACUUUAAAGCUGAGCAAAGCACAGGGCGGUCUUGGAGACCCGUAGCCAGGUCCAGUCCCAUUUCUGCACUGGUCCACAGCAGUAGCUGGCCUCCUUCUGACCGUGCACUCUGUCCAGGCCAGUGUGGAACAGACUGGAACAAUAACGGCUACAGCCCUGGGAAGCCCAACAUCUCAGAGAGAGCUCUGGCCAUCCAGCCUGUGCGCUCAUUUAAAAGCUCACUGCCUUCCAUGAUGACUGGAAACUCCUGGUGCAAUGGACGUAAAGCCCCGGCCACAGCAACAGAAACAGGCCCUCAAAGACACAUUGACUCCUAUUGCAAGUACUAUUUCAGCUUGUCAGGAUGUUUUCAUAAGACCUGUUGGUUCCUCCACGUGCCUAAGAAAGGAGAUGAGAAGUUCUGUGUGGAUGCAGUGCUACGAUUGGUCAGGUCUUCUGACACUGUCUGUCUGCUGAGGGCAGUGUCAGUGUUUACGUCAUACUACCAGUCCAGUCCACCUGGUGUCUACUACACCCCUCUGAUUCUGGCUUCCCUCCUGACUGCUCUGCUCAAAGCUGGCUUCUUGUCUGACAUCAUCAAUGUGCUUCAUGUCAGCACUGCCCACAACCUGCUGCCCAGUUCAGAGAUUCUCCUGGCACUGUUUGACUAUGUGAGGGAGAACGACCAGUCGGUCUUACCUGAACUCAUUCAACUCACCUCAAAGUCAACCCAAACACACCCAAACAAGUCUGCUGGCAACUCCACAAACCAACACGGCAACCUCAGAUCAGUGGUCCCUCCUGAAGCCCGGAGUUUGACCCGUGCUGCCAUGGAAGUGGAGUUUUGUGCCCAGCAUGAGGACUGGGUGAGGUUGGGUGUGGUCUUCCGCUCUGUCUGCCAUUCCUACAGAAGUCUGGCCGAGCUGCAACAGUUCAGCGGCCGGGUUGCCAUAGCGCUGCUCACGGAGACUAAAGACAAGCUGGCCUUGCCUUUCAUCACCUUCUCUGAGACGGUUUACCAGGAGACUGAGGAAUGGGAGCACGGCCUGAUGAAGAGUUUCUUGGGGAGAAUUGGAGUCUCUCUGAUGUACAGGUACCACAAGACCCAGCAAUGGACCAAGGGUCGGAGGCUGGUGGAGGUGUUGUCCAAGUUAAAGGUGAACUACUCCACCCUUAAGGGACUGUUUGGUAACGAGGACGGAGCAUCUCGCUGUUGCCUGGUCACCAUAGCAACAGAGCUGUUCCUCAGGAGUGACAGUGUGGAGGGGGCGCUCAACACGCUUAGAGCUCCUUCUGCAGAUAACGAGUGGUUCCUGAGUUCGUGUGUGUGGCCAUGUUCGAGGGAGGACAUGACCGAGAGAAGGAAAGUUCUGGUUCAACUGGCUGAGAAAACAUCCCACAGAGACACCCUUGAGGUCCUGACUAACCUUCCUGGGCUAAAGGAACCAGCUGAGCUAGCAGACGCCUCCACCCACGAGAAUCUGUUCAACGGUCAUCUGAAGUCGUGUGUGGACAGGCAGUCGGUGGCCGUGGCCGCGGACACGCUGGACUUCAUGUUGUCUAAGGGCAUCGCUGUCGACCUUCCUCUGCUGCACGUUCUGAUGCACAAACUGGGCAAGCAGAACAUCUGGCUGCGGGCACGAGCCCUCUUCAAACGGGCCCUGUCUCUGGGCUACUACCCUGAUGUGAAGGCUCUGCCGGGCUCACUGGCCCUGACCGUGCCCUGUUCCCUGGGGGUGAUGGAGAUGGCUCUGGCCUUUGAGAUGGUCAUCACUCUCAACGCUGCAACCAUCCUCAACACAGCAGACAAACUGCAGCCUAUCACCAUCACACUCAAAAGGACAGGAGAGGGUGAGAGUGAGUACUUGGCAGCAGGAAGCUGCCUCCUCUCGGCUGCGAUCGUCCCUAAUCCCAAGCUGACUGUCCACUACACGGCGGUUAACUCCUGUCAGGAACAGUUGUUCACUAUGGAUGGGCAGGCUACACGCCGCUGGCUCCGACACAACCACACCUGGGCCAACGAUGCCUGGACUGGAAUCGACCAACGCUCCCAGCCUGCGGUGGCCAACCAGUGUUCCCUCUAACUGGCUAAUAUGUUCUGGGAAUACCGGAAUGUUUUGGCACAGGAAAACCUUGGUGUUAGUUUUGUUUGUUUUUCCAAAUUGUUGAUUGGAUUGAAUUUGAUGUUACUUAUUGAUUUCAGAGUUCUCAAAUUUUAGCCUGAUUAUGCCUUUUGUUUUACCUUUGUGGCACUUAAAUGUUUCUAUGAGCCUAGAUUUGACUGUUUUGUGUAAGGAAGAAAAGAUACUGUAUUGUUAUAAAGAAUCAAACAAGGUUCACAUCUCUGAUAUGCUUUCACUGUGAUUUCUUUGAGAUUGUCAAACUGAUGUUUUGAUACUUGAUGACAUGACUAUAUAUUACUUCAUUGUUUUCUAAUUGUUUAACAAUUCAAUGCUUUUCCUUAGAACUUUCAAUUCUGUGUUUCCUUGUUACUUUACAUUCUCUGUUUCCUUGUUACUUUGUGAUUGUCGAGAACCCGGUUCUCCGUUCUGAUUCUCGCUCGUUUUAAGCGAUGACAGCUUUUCAAUGUAGUCUACUACCUAAGGUAUGAUGCGUGGUUUCAUAAAACAUAUGGUUAUUCUGGGGGAAAAAACUGAAAGCUAUUCAGUUUUUAUUUUGUUUCUCUUUACAAAAGUAAACUAAUACAAUAUCAGA
This is a messenger RNA of Esox lucius (northern pike), 6983 nucleotides long. It is a transcript of the gene topaz1, whose product is annotated as testis and ovary specific PAZ domain containing 1. The transcript is spliced from 20 exons. The record is from RefSeq and is a predicted model, not a curated record. NCBI's taxonomy places the organism in Eukaryota, Metazoa, Chordata, Actinopteri, Esociformes, Esocidae. Gene Ontology annotation, biological process: spermatid development; spermatocyte division. The coding region runs from base 494 to 6352 and encodes 1952 amino acids.